AAAACGUGGAUAAAAUCAAAUCAGCACAAAACUUUUUAUCAGUUAAAGCUUACAUAUUUAGUUUGAAAUGUAAUCAGAUCGACAGCACAGACAAACUUAAUUUUCAUUCCUUGUAUUUUUGCUUGGAUAGGUAAGAAUAUGGACCAAGAGGAGCUAUCAGAGGAACACGCGAACGCUAUAAAAACGGCAUUUAAAAUAGGAGGUCUACGUAAGUUGCAUGAAUACUUGGACUCGGAGAAUAACAAGUGGAAAACUAUACCAUUGAAUAUUGCUGUUACUGGCAAUUCUGGUGUUGGGAAAUCGUGUUUUAUCAAUGCGUUUCGUAAUGUAAAGAGGGGCGAAGAAUUGUUUGCAGAGGAAGAUGUCGUAGAAACAACAAAAGAGCCAACACCAUAUCAACAUCCUCAGCAUCCGAAUUUUGUCUUCUGGGACCUGCCUGGGGUUGGAACUGGAGCAUUUCCGAAAAUGGAGUACUUGAAAAAGGUGAAAUUCGAAAAGUAUGACUUUUUUCUUAUUCUGUCAUCGCAACGAUUUACAGAAAACGAUCAUUGGUUAGCUAAAGAGGUUACCAAAGCUAAGAAAAGAUUUUUCUUUGUUCGCACGCAGAUUGAUGUAGACGUAAUGAAAAGAAAUGAUUUAAAAGAAACAGAAGUCGUAGAAAAGGUUCGUGAUGACUGUUUAAAGAAAUUGAAAGCAGAUGGAUUCUGUGAGGUAGAAAGCAAACUUUUCUUGAUAAACAAUAAAAAGUCAACCACCUACGACUUCGAUAAGCUAACAACAAGGUUAAUCGAAACUUUUCCGGCAGAAAAACGUGAGGCUCUUGUCCUCUCUUUAACUGUUUUGACAAAAGAUGUCAUAAAAGCAAAACAAACAGCUUUACAGAAAAGAAUAUUUUUGUAUGCAAUCGCAUCGGCCGCUGGUGCUGCUGUUCCUGUUCCGGGUAUUGGUGUCGCUGUUGACAUUGGGAUUCUUUUCGGAGCAGCUACAGACUUCAAGAAACAAUUUGGCUUAGACGAUCAGACAAUGGAAAACAACGCACUAGCGCUGGAUACAACAGUCGAACUACUAAAGAAAAAACUAGAACUUAAAAGUUUCAUAAUUUCAGCAUCUGUAAAAAGUGUUACUGGACUCUGUGCAUCAGUUGCUAUUUCCAAAGGUACUGAAAAUGUGGUGAAAUUUGCUGUCCCUAUACUUGGCAGUGUAAUAGCUGCAGGCCUUUCCUAUGCUGUCUGUGUCGGAUGCCUGACUAGUCUUCUAAGGGCUAUUUCUGAAGACGCACACACAUUAAACGAGCAGAUGAUGGAAAUGCUGUCACAAUCACCAUCAAUUUCUGAUGCAUUUGAAUGAGGCGACAACCUAAAUCAUUUUGCUGUAACAAUUUACACUAAUACAACUUUGAUUCAGGGACCUCUCUCAGUGGACAAAACACGGAAAUGUUAUUCCCAUUGAAAAGCAGCUUUUGUACGUGAAUAUUAAAAAAAGAGAAAUAUUUAACAAUGCCUGCUAAUUAACAUUUGUCAAAGGCAAAUAGUAUUUGUUGAAAGUAUGCAACCUAUUCAACGAUAGAAUAUAAUAUAUUUAACACGCAAACUGUGUUAGAAACUGAAGCGAUUCGUUUUCAUGUCACAAAACUUGGGAUUUCUACUGCAAAGUCAAACACUGCAUAUCAUUAUUACAACUAACGUGUUUCUGACUAUUAUAAUUUCAGUACUGCUUUCGCGUUGUUUAUCGUUUGGUAUUCGGAUGCACAUCAAAUAUCCACGCAUAUGAACAUGAACUGUGGUAAAUCAGACGAUAAACCACAAGAAUGCAUAGUCUAUAUUGUAUUUUCAUUGUAACAUGCUCAUUAAAACAUUAUUAUAGAAAUUAUACUCCUAGUAGUAAUGAACCGGAUGUUGUGCUGUUAUUUGACGUCAUAAUUGACGUUAUAAUGCUCUCUCACCGGUCAGCGUGCCAACCCUUGUUUAUCGCAAAAUAUACAACUUUUGACUUCCUAAUUUCUUUAAUUGCUUCGCAUUAAGUCUCUUUGUGAAGUGCGUGAUUCGGAUUUGCAACAUAUAGCAAAA
This is a messenger RNA of Mercenaria mercenaria, 2066 nucleotides long. RefSeq names its product interferon-inducible GTPase 5-like. Gene Ontology annotation, molecular function: GTPase activity; GTP binding. Gene Ontology annotation, cellular component: membrane. The transcript has 2 exons. The record is from RefSeq and is a predicted model, not a curated record. NCBI's taxonomy places the organism in Eukaryota, Metazoa, Mollusca, Bivalvia, Venerida, Veneridae. Bases 139 to 1347 code for a protein of 402 amino acids.